CAAACACUUGUAUUAUGACUAUGGUGAGCCACCUCUCGCAGUGAUCUAUACGCUCAUGGAUUCAUCUCCUCCUAGUCGGACCCAACUGAUACCAGCGAACUCUUAUGAAUGUACAAUACGAACUACCAUGCAAGCAUGAAAGAGUCUAUACUAAUUCACCCCAAAAACCGACUACGUUCGCCACUGUCAAAGGCCUCGAACUUGCACGGCUAAUUUAGAUUCUGCCAUAAUUCUUUCCCCUCAGAACGCAAGGAACUUCCGAUUUUGCGAUCAUGGUGUAUGACCGAGCUCAUAGCCGGUUGCUAGUCAAGCAUUUCUGGGCUGAGUAUUGGUAACAAGAUUAUCGUACCAUAAUACGAAGGGACGACUAUCUUCCUUCGAUUGGUCUGGCUAGGGGAGACUAGUGUACCAUUGGUUUUGUUGGCAAGCUACGUGGGUGACUCCUCUCGCGCAUACCGAUCACCAAUGGCACAAGGGUCGACUGCGAGUGCGUCCUUCGAAUGCUUCUAUUGGGUACCCAUCUUGUGUUUCAACUCACGCCAUCCUUGAAGCGGUGUUGGCUCGGUGGAGAGCCGGAGAUAUCGAUCAACAUAUGCCCUUAUCUCGUUUCACGUGGAAUUAAAGGUGGUAUAAGAGGCGAAGGCAUGAUGCCUUCGCGCUUCUUAUACAUCUGUAUUUGUUCCACUCACUCACAAACUCUUCUCACUAUGGCUUGUCCUGACACUGUUACGCUCAAGAAUCUGACAGGAAAACACAGACUUAACAAAGGGCUGAGCGACGGCAUUGAUGAGACAUUGAAACUGCAGGGCGUUGGCUACCUGAAGCGUACCGCUAUCGCCAACUUCUCCCUUACACUGGAAUUCAGCCAACACACGGACGACGGCAUAGAACAUAUCGAUAUUAAGCAGACCCUGUCAGGAGGCUUCAAGGCUCCUACAGAAAACAUAGUUAUGGAUGGCGAGGAGCACCCCAAGAAUGACGACCUCUUUGGACCUCUGAUCGGCCAAACCCGUCGUGUCAAGGUCGACGAACUUGAUAUCGAUUUCCUGAAGGAAGAAUGGACGGAGGAUACUCUUGAGGAUGGCGUUAUCUAUGGUGUCGUGAAGAGCGACACUGAGAAGACCGGGAAAGACUGGGUCAUACACCUGGUUUGGGGUUUCACGAUCAAGGAGGGUGUGAGAAAAUUUGCCCGACGCUACAGGUUCACCACAAAGGAGAGGUCUGAACCGAUCGAUGUCAAGUUGUACUACGACUAUGUGGAGUAAGGCUUCAUGAUAGAAAAAUUUGUGCCUGCACGAUAGUGAAUAUAUGACUGAGCUACAUGUAUAUGGCGGGUUUAUCCCUGCGCCAGGAGAGAGUGCGGAUGUCUGAGUUGGCCACGCUUUUGGCAUGAACUAGAUCAUCGAUCAGACCCUGAUCUUGAAGUUUGGGGUCACGUGGCAACUAUAAGUAGGCAACCGUAGCACGGACGAGGUUGUCCAGCCCAACCAACUUAGUUCAACUGCCAACCCUUCUCCAUUACAUCCUCGACUACCUGUUUCUCAUAGUUCUAGUCCAUUUCAAUACUCAGUUCAUUCACCCGAUAACGAUGGAUGAAGAAUACGAUGU
Molecule: messenger RNA, 1608 nt
Organism: Suillus paluster
Lineage: Eukaryota; Fungi; Basidiomycota; Agaricomycetes; Boletales; Suillaceae
Exons: 5
Coding region: 501-1265 (254 amino acids)
Source: RefSeq, a predicted model, not a curated record